Mycena citricolor is the source of this 1023-nucleotide messenger RNA. The record is from the annotation of a GenBank genome assembly. Lineage: Eukaryota; Fungi; Basidiomycota; Agaricomycetes; Agaricales; Mycenaceae.
AUGGUCAAACGUGCCCAAUCCAACCGUGUCAAGGCCCAUUUGCAUGUGAAGAAGAAAGAAAAUGACAUCAAGAAAGCCCUUGCAGAAUACGAGCGCGAGCAGGCCAAACCAGCCAACUUGGGAAGACCAAAGUCUAUUGACAACAUAGCGAAGACAUACGGCCUAUCCUAUGGUACUCUACAUCGUCGUAUCAAGGGUGGGAAGAGUCGGCAGGAGGCACACGCAUCACAACAGAAACUGUCACCUGCUCAAGAAUGGGCCCUUGUGGGAUUCAUACGUGAAUCGGCCGACAUGGGGUUCCCACUGACCCACAAGCAGAUCAUAGAGUAUACAAAUGCGGUGCGACAGGCAAUGCACGGAACAGAAUGCGAGGCAGUGGGAAAGAAAUGGGUCUUUGCGUUCCUUGAUCAGCACAGCGAGAGCUUGCAAACGCACUGGAGCAAGCCACUUGAUUCCCAGCGUGCAAAGAGUCUAAACGAGACUGCCGUGGCAUCGUGGGUUGAGCUGGUGAGGAAGUGGGUGGUGGAGCUUGCAGUUGCACCGGAAUGUGUCUAUGGCAUGGAUGAAAGCGGUUUUCCGACAGGCUACACAGGAAAGGACAGGGUGGUGGGGGCAAGAGGGACAAAGACACAGCACAAGCAGGGAGGAGCGAGUCGUCAGAAUAUCACAGCUCUGGUGACAAUACGUGCAGAUGGGAAGAUGGUUGUGCCACCCAUGAUCAUCUUCCCAGGGUCAAAGUUCCAGUCGUCGUGGAACAACAGAAACACUAUCAAUGCAUUCAUCUCUCGUUCUCUCAAUGGAUGGACCGACCAUGACCGUGGUUAUGAAUGGCUGAUGAAAGUCUUUGACCCUGCAACCAAGGAGGAAGCAGCAGGGAGACCGCGUGUGCUCCUACUCGACGGGCAUGUGACAAUCAACCCAAAAACAAAGUCGAAAAGAGAAGUGAAUUCGAAGACUGGAGAAUACAACCAGGUAGCUACAGUAUUUAUACCCAAAUCCAGUCUGAGUCAUAUCUACAACUAA